Molecule: messenger RNA, 1308 nt
Organism: Salpingoeca rosetta
Lineage: Eukaryota; Choanoflagellata; Craspedida; Salpingoecidae
Product: transmembrane protein 65
Exons: 6
Coding region: 62-1018 (318 amino acids)
Cellular component (GO): mitochondrion
Molecular function (GO): calcium ion binding
Source: RefSeq, a predicted model, not a curated record
AGCUACAGCAGCUACAGUGGCGGGACCAACAGCGGUUGGUGCGACAACAUGGCGGAUCGCGAUGAAGCAGAUGCACACGGGUGUUGGCAGGCUUAUUCAGGGCGGUGCUCAGUUGUGCCUACGGGCAACUGUGCGGCGCGGGCACUGGCAUGCGCGCUUGUCCCAUGACAUGAAGAAUUACAAGCAGACGGUUGACUUUGGGCGCAAGCUGGACGCGAUGCGCGCCGAGGACCUGCAGCGGCUCUUCAAGGCCAUGCCCACAGCUGCAAAAACCAAAGUUGUGGCGGCGCUAUCGGGCUCGUUGGGGGCGGAAGAGAGAAUGCAGGCAGAACGAGCGUUCGCCAGCAUGGAUUUGAACAAAGACGGCGUCAUCUGCCAAAAAGAGUUUGCUGCUUGGCACUCAUCUGUGAACGCUGCUGCAAGUGUAGAAGCACCAACCGCUCGACAGUUGAUGGUCUUGGGGAUGCGGCAUGCUGUUCCCAUGAUUGGAUUUGGAUUCGCAGACAACUUCAUCAUGAUCAUGGCUGGAGAGAGCAUUGAUAGCGUGAUUGGCACGUCGUUCAGACUAUCCACCAUGGCAGCAGCAGGCCUCGGUAACCUGUGCUCGGAUGUGGUUGGCCUUGGGCUCAGCAACACCAUCGAGGCCAUGGCAAGCAAGAUCGGAAUCCCAGAGUCAGGUCUUUCACCAGAGCAGCUCGUCUUGCCACAGUGUCGCCGUGUCAUGGCAUUAGCAAGCAUCCUCGGCAUUACAAUCGGGUGUCUGAUUGGCAUGGCGCCUCUGGCAAUGUUUGAGCCAAAUCGCAAGGAGCUUGGAAAGGUGUUUCAACUCAUGGAUUUGAACAAGGAUGACAAGGUCACCUGCAGUGAAAUUACCAAGUCCCAUCAACGCCUACCUUUUCAAGUCACUCAGGCUGCAUUGGAGGAGUUCCUGCACUCGAAAGGAUAUGCGGACGAUGACGCCGUCGACUUUGACGACUUCUGCGCACUCAUGAAUGACCUUGAACGGCAACUGCCGUGACUGUGAUGCCUACAAGCUGACCAAGACCAGUCUAUUACAGACCAACAAACCAAACCUCCCUCUGCCAAUCACAUCACCACCUGUUCAUUCCACAUGCACGUUCACCUUUGAUUGCGUGCGAGCUAGUCGACCACAAAGGCCCAUGGGGCCGUUACCCCUGCAGGUCCAACAACAUCUGACUUGUGAUGCACCUGCCAUCUUGUUAACCCACUGUUUCGUUGGCCAACGCGUGUUGAUGUACCCAACAGCAGAGAGAGAGAGAGAGAGAGAGAGAGAGAGUGUGUGUGUGU